This is a messenger RNA of Ambispora leptoticha, 762 nucleotides long. NCBI's taxonomy places the organism in Eukaryota, Fungi, Glomeromycota, Glomeromycetes, Archaeosporales, Ambisporaceae. The record is from the annotation of a GenBank genome assembly.
AUGUCAAAAGUGAAAACCGAACGUCAACAAGCAACCGCGACCCUUCGCAAAAAGCAGAAAAAAUGGGAAAAGACGUGGCAACAAUGUACCGCGAGACGAAUAGAAUCCGAGAUAAUCCGUAAAGGUAUUCAGGUGCCGUCUCUUUUCUUGUCGCUUGAAGAGCUAUUAGCUCCUUGCAAAAAAACUCGCACAAAAUCCACGACCCAACGCCCGCAAAACGAUUAUGUGAUAUACCGAAAGGAAGUGCAGGCGGAAACCUUGCAUUUUUUUCCCGACACAAAAUUCACUGACAUUUCCAAAAUCGCUUCCGAAAAAUGGGAAGCGGAAACGCAAGAACGACGAAAUUUUUUCACGUUUCUUGCGGCCAUUGGAAAUCUGAUACACAGUGAUGUUUUUCCUGAUUAUCAGUUUAAACCAAACUUAAAGAAAAAAACUCUUAAAUCAGAUACAAGACUCGAUAGAGAACUACAGCCAUGGGAACAAGCUGCUUCAAUGCCCCAACAGCGUAAUUCGUCGUCUGAUUGUUAUUUAUCAAACAUUCUGCCACGUUCAAGAAGUCGCCGAGUAUCAAUUGAGAUUGUUUGGCCGCGCAUUGAAAAGCCUCUUGUUUACAAUCCGCCUCAUGUUCGGCUAAGCCUUCCUGACGAUCCACUUAAAGCAUUUGCCGAGAUCGCUAUUGCAGAAGCCAUCAUGUUUAAUCCAAGCACAAUCAAUCACUUUCAAAAUAAUCUCUCAGCAAAGCAUACUUCUAUUAGAAUGUAA